Molecule: messenger RNA, 1395 nt
Organism: Syngnathus typhle (broad-nosed pipefish)
Lineage: Eukaryota; Metazoa; Chordata; Actinopteri; Syngnathiformes; Syngnathidae
Product: protein diaphanous homolog 1-like
Exons: 2
Coding region: 439-1395 (318 amino acids)
Source: RefSeq, a predicted model, not a curated record
GCUGUCCGAAAGUCUAUUGAUCCGACACCGACUUUUCCGAGGUGCACUUGAACGCCUCCUCAGAAAGCGGGACACUUAUGAGAACGCUGCACGCUCCUUUGCUGGUCUCGCGCUUAGGGAGGAAAACGGACUCACAAACCCCUUUUUCCCGUGACAUUUGUGUGCGUUUAUGAAACCCCAGACCACACACACACAUGCACACACACAUGUACAUACACUUUUAGAACACACAUAUCCAAACACACAUAUACACACAUGUAUACAAGUACACACUCAAACCCACUAACAUACACUCCUGGAAACCUGUACACUCACUGCUGUUGAGAAUAAAGUUGAUGCAAGAUUCUCUAACCGGACUCGUCCAUAGUGCUCCAUCCCUAACCACUAAUCCACAUCUUUACAUGGUCCUUCGAGCCGGAUUAGGGUUCCCCCGACACUAUGGAAUCAACAACUGAUAGCCAGCAGCGGGAGUCGUCGGCCCGACCCAAGAGAGAUCCUCGUCCACCUGCACAUUUAGACCCAUAUGAAGUCACUCUUUUGCCCUCUCAACAACCUGUAGCCCAAGCCUCCUCUACACCUGUAGGACAACUAGGCCAGGUUCUGUCAACCAGAGCAAGGAGUUUGACAAGUUACCGGUCAGCUGCACAUUCACGACGAUCAUCUCAGAUGUCAAACGGUCUCAGUCUGCUCCAAAGCACAUCAGACAUACAAGCAGCUGCACUAGAAGAGGAGAUAAAGGGUUUGGAGCUUGCAGACCUACAACAGGAAAUAGAAGAGGAAAGAAAGGCUGACUUGGAGGCUGCAGCAUUGGAUGCACAAGCCAGGGAAGGACAACGGCUACAAGAAGAGGCACAUUUGGCUAAAGAGAGACUAGCUAAAGAGAUGGGGAGACGCAGGCGCUUGAAGAAGCUGGAGAAAGAGGUACAAAUUGCCAGUCUUGUGAAGACCUACCUAUCAGAGACGAACGAUGAUGCCGUGUCCACUUCAUCAGCUCCCGCUACAUUCUCCAAGCCGUCCCUGCGAUCACAGCCACCGCGGGUGCCCUUCGUUCUCACCCAGCAUCCACCUGUACAACCGCCACCUCCAGCGCCCGUUCAAAUACCACCUCCAGCUACUGUCCCUGGACAGAUAGUAGCACCACCCGCUAAUCUCAUCACAAAUGCCCAAGCUAGUUUUCCUGUCAGCGCACCACCCAUUGCAGCAACAGUAGCUGCAUUUCCACCUGGACGUGUAUCAUCCUCGCCCGUCCUCCCCACGGUGACAAGCCAUGCAGUUGGAACGCUACCGAUUACAAGUCUCCCAUCUCAAUAUCCAGGUGUUUCUGCUACCAGUAUAAGCUUCACAACACCACCACUGGCAACUUCAGUGAUGCCACCACCUCCUACAAUGCCAUAG